Molecule: messenger RNA, 768 nt
Organism: Penicillium cataractarum
Lineage: Eukaryota; Fungi; Ascomycota; Eurotiomycetes; Eurotiales; Aspergillaceae
Gene: med8
Product: RNA polymerase II mediator complex subunit MED8
Exons: 2
Coding region: 1-768 (255 amino acids)
Biological process (GO): regulation of transcription by RNA polymerase II
Cellular component (GO): core mediator complex; mediator complex
Molecular function (GO): transcription coregulator activity; RNA polymerase II cis-regulatory region sequence-specific DNA binding
Source: RefSeq, a predicted model, not a curated record
AUGGCUCCCCUCACUUCAGAAGAGUACAAGGUGCUUGAACAGUCGCGACAACGCCUUGUUCAAUUAACCCGUUCUCUGGGCUCUCUAGUAUCCAGUCUAGAACAAGGCGAUCCCCUUCCGCCAUGGUCCUCGCUGCAAUCCCAAGCGAGCAUUAUAUCAAACAACCUCAUCAGCGUCACUGAGCACCUCUCCGAUCACCGCGACCUUCUAUCCUCUAUCGUCGCAUACCCCGGUCCCGAGUACCCCGGCCGCACGCAAGAGGCCAUGCUCCAACAACUUCUGCGCACAAAACUCGAUCCUCGAGUAGAAGAUUGGGUUGCACGCGGUCGUACUGCAGGCACCGAAUCUUCCCACCCUGCCCUCGAUUUCUCGCGCACGAUACCGAAUCCCAGCACUGCCGCAAAUACUACUGCGAAACAGCUCAGCGAGUCGGAGCUGAAAGACCUCUGGGAGUGGGCACCUAUCGAGGCGAACCAGGAAGCUCGACAACGAAAUUGGGGUGGCAAUUACACGUUAGAAGAGCGCGAGGCUGGGAUACAGAACGUUGUUACGGGCUUACGGAGACAACUGGAAGAUGACGAUGCCAGCGAGGAUGAGGAAGAAGACGAGGAGGAUGACGGUGAGGACGAGAUGGAGAUUGUGGGCGUGCAUCGCAAAUCUGGGGGUGGUCUCGAGUUUGACAUCGCACCGCAUCACGCUCGUGCGGUCCACCCCGUUGUACCACUGGACAAGAUUCUUCGAUACAUGACAACGGGACACAUGCCGUGA